UUGUGUGAUGGCAUUAGGUAUUAUGGAAGGGGGAGAAAAUAGUCCGUCUGAUGAGGAGGUAACAUCGUUUGGACAUUACUUGAAUGACUUUGAUAUUGACAUAAUGAUGAUGUGGCUGUGCAUUGUCAUGAUUGACAAGUCUAUGCAUACGAAAGAACCUAUUAGGGACAGUCGGUUGUCGGGACCGGAAUGGAUGAGGGAGCUUCUUUGUGGACAUUCUGAUAGAAUAUAUGAAGCUUUUAGGUUGGAAAGACAUGUGUUUUUGAACCUGUGUGAUUUAAUGAGAGCAAGAGGCUGGUUGAAAGAUAAUUGGUAUGUUAAGGUAGAUGAACAAGUUGGGAUCUUUUUAUCUUUGAUUGGUCAUGGUAACUCUAAUAGAGAGUUAUGUGAGAGAUUUCAACGCUCGGGAGAAACUGUCAGCAAGUAUUUCACCGAUGUGUUGAAAGCAUUUAUCAAACUAGCAAAGGAGAAUAUCAAACCACCUUCAUUUGAUGUUGUCCCGGAGGAGAUUCUUAUGGAUCAUAACCAUAAACGCUACUUCAAGGGCUGCAUAUGUGCUAUUGAUGGCACCCAUAUUAAUGCUUCCGUCCCCGUGUCGAAGCAAAUCCCAUAUAGAGGCGGGAAAGGGAUUACCACUCGGAAUGUGUUGUGCGUUUGUUCAUUUGACAUGAAAUUUACUUUCAUUUGUGCUGGGUGGGAAGGAUCUGCCAACGAUUGUGAGUCCUUUCGGCAACACUGGAGACUCCUCGACUGCAAUUUCCUCGACCACCACCAGGCAAAUACUAUGUCGUAGAUUCUAGUUAUGCAGCACUUCCGGGAUUUUUAACCCCAUUUAGAGGUGAAAGGUAUCAUCCGAAUGAUUAUAGGGGUAGAGGAAGGCGACCUAAAACGGCAAGAGAAUUGUUCAAUCAUAGGCAUUCUUCGCUAAGGAAUGUC
Messenger RNA from Rhodamnia argentea, 936 nucleotides. RefSeq lists its product as uncharacterized. The record is from RefSeq and is a predicted model, not a curated record. The coding region runs from base 8 to 793 and encodes 261 amino acids. The transcript has 3 exons. NCBI's taxonomy places the organism in Eukaryota, Viridiplantae, Streptophyta, Magnoliopsida, Myrtales, Myrtaceae.